This is a messenger RNA of Myotis brandtii (Brandt's bat), 6096 nucleotides long. It is a transcript of the gene ITSN1, whose product is annotated as intersectin 1 (SH3 domain protein). The record is from RefSeq and is a predicted model, not a curated record. The transcript is spliced from 39 exons. Lineage: Eukaryota; Metazoa; Chordata; Mammalia; Chiroptera; Vespertilionidae. Bases 35 to 5167 code for a protein of 1710 amino acids. Gene Ontology annotation, molecular function: guanyl-nucleotide exchange factor activity; calcium ion binding; protein binding. Gene Ontology annotation, biological process: positive regulation of Rho protein signal transduction.
AGGCGCCGAUUAGCCAGGUAGAAGUGACAGAACCAUGGCUCAGUUUCCAACGCCUUUUGGUGGCAGCCUGGAUGUCUGGGCCAUCACCGUGGAGGAGAGAGCGAAGCAUGAUCAGCAGUUCCAUAGCUUGAAGCCAGUUUCUGGAUUUAUCACUGGUGAUCAAGCGAGAAACUUUUUUUUCCAAUCCGGGUUACCUCAGCCUGUUCUGGCACAGAUAUGGGCCCUCGCCGACAUGAAUAACGACGGGAGGAUGGAUCAGGUGGAGUUCUCCAUCGCCAUGAAGCUGAUCAAGCUGAAGCUGCAGGGCUACCAGCUGCCCUCCGCCCUGCCCCCCGUCAUGAAGCAGCAGCCGGGGGCCAUCACCAGCGCACCAGCCUUCGGUGUGGGCGGCCUGGCCAGCAUGCCCCCGCUGCCGGCGGUCGCGCCAGUGCCAAUGGGGACCCUCCCCGUGGUCGGGAUGUCCCCCCCCCUCGUCUCCUCCGUCCCUCCAGCAGCAGUGCCUCCCCUGGCCAACGGGGCGCCCCCGGUCAUGCAGCCGCUGCCUGCGUUCGCCCAUCCUGCAGCCACAUUGCCAAAGAGUUCUUCUUUUAGUAGGUCUGGCCCAGGGUCCCAGCUGAACACUAAGUUACAGAAGGCGCCCUCGCUCGACGUGGCGAGCGCCCCGCCGCUGGCUGAGUGGGCGGUGCCCCAGUCGUCCAGGCUCAAGUACCGCCAGCUGUUCAACAGCCACGACAAGACCAUGAGCGGACACCUCACAGGUCCCCAGGCAAGAACGAUUCUCAUGCAGUCAAGUCUGCCGCAGGCGCAGCUGGCUUCUAUCUGGAACCUCUCUGACAUUGACCAAGACGGGAAGCUCACAGCGGAGGAGUUCAUCCUGGCCAUGCACCUCAUCGACGUGGCCAUGGCCGGCCAGCCGCUGCCGCCCGUGCUGCCCGCGGAGUACAUCCCGCCCUCCUUUCGGCGAGUUCGCUCUGGCAGCGGCGUGUCUGCCCUGAGCUCGGCUUCGGUGGACCAGAGGCUGCCAGAGGAGCCCGUGUUAGAAGACGAGCAGCAGCUAGAAAAGAAGUUGCCUGUGACAUUUGAAGAUAAGAAGCGUGAGAACUUCGAGCGCGGCAACCUGGAGCUGGAGAAGCGCAGGCAGGCGCUGCUGGAGCAGCAGCGGAAGGAGCAGGAGCGCCUGGCGCAGCUGGAGCGCGCGGAGCAGGAGCGCAAGGAGCGCGAGCGCCAGGAGCAGGAGCGCAAGCGGCAGCUGGAGCUGGAGAAGCAGCUGGAGAAGCAGCGGGAGCUGGAGCGGCAGCGCGAGGAGGAGCGGAGGAAGGAGAUCGAGCGGCGCGAGGCUGCAAAACGAGAACUUGAAAGGCAGCGACAACUUGAAUGGGAGCGAAAUCGAAGACAGGAACUAUUAAACCAAAGAAACAAAGAACAAGAAGACAUAGUUGUACUGAAGGCCAAGAAGAAGACUUUGGAAUUUGAAUUAGAAGCUCUGAAUGACAAAAAGCAUCAGCUUGAAGGAAAACUUCAAGAUAUCAGAUGUCGACUGGCCACCCAAAGGCAAGAAAUUGAGAGCACAAACAAGUCCCGGGAGCUGCGAAUCGCCGAAAUCACCCACCUGCAGCAGCAGUUACAGGAGGCGCAGCAGAUGCUCAGCAGGCUGAUCCCGGAGAAGCAGGUGCUCAGUGACCAGCUGAAACAGGUCCAGCAGAACAGUCUGCACAGAGAUUCACUUCUUACACUCAAAAGGGCCUUAGAAGCAAAAGAACUGGCUCGCCAGCAGCUCCGAGACCAGCUGGAUGAAGUUGAGAAGGAAACGAGAUCCAAACUGCAGGAGAUCGACAUCUUCAACAACCAGCUGAAGGAAUUAAGAGAAAUACAUAACAAGCAGCAACUCCAGAAGCAAAAGUCCAUAGAGGCCGAACGCCUGAAACAGAAAGAACAAGAGCGAAGGAUCAUCGAGUUAGAAAAACAAAAAGAAGAGGCCCAGAGGCGGGCUCAGGAGAGGGCCGGGCAGGGCCCCGAGCAGAGCUGCCCGCAGCACCAGGAGCCCGCCGCGCCGGCCAUCCACGCACCCUGGUCCACCGCAGAGAAAGGUCCGCUCACGAUCUCUGCCCAGGAGAACGUGAAGGUCGUGUACUACCGGGCGCUGUAUCCCUUCGAGUCCAGGAGUCACGAUGAGAUCAGCAUCCAGCCGGGCGACAUCGUCAUGGUUAAAGGGGAAUGGGUGGACGAGAGCCAGACUGGAGAGCCGGGGUGGCUUGGAGGAGAGCUGAAAGGCAAGACGGGGUGGUUUCCUGCCAACUACGCCGAGAAGAUCCCAGAAAACGAGGUUCCUGCCCCCGUCAAACCAGUGACAGACCUGACCUCCACGCCCGCACCCAAGCUGGAGGUGCGGGAGACGCCGGCUCCCCCGGCGGUGACUGCGGCCGAGCCCUCCGCCACCCCCAACAACUGGGCGGACUUCAGCUCCACGUGGCCCAGCCCCGCCGAGAAGCCCGAAACGGAUAACUGGGACGCCUGGGCCGCCCAGCCCUCGCUCACCGUCCCCAGUGCCGGCCAGAUACGGCAGCGGUCGGCCUUCACUCCGGCCACGGCCACCGGCUCCUCUCCAUCCCCGGUUUUAGGCCAGGGUGAGAAGGUGGAGGGGCUGCAGGCGCAAGCCCUGUACCCCUGGAGAGCCAAGAAGGACAACCACCUGAACUUCAACAAAAACGACGUCAUCACGGUGCUGGAGCAGCAGGACAUGUGGUGGUUUGGAGAGGUGCAGGGCCAGAAGGGCUGGUUCCCCAAGUCCUACGUGAAGCUCAUUUCGGGGCCCACCAGGAAGGCGGCCAGCGCGGAUUCCGGCUCCUCAGACAGCCCUGCGCCUCUAAAGCGAGUGGCUUCCCCGGCGGCCAAGCCGGCCCUCUCGGGAGAAGAGUUUAUUGCCAUGUACACUUACGAGAGCGCUGAGCAAGGCGAUUUAACCUUCCAGCAAGGCGAUGUGAUUUUGGUUACCAAGAAAGAUGGUGACUGGUGGACAGGAACAGUGGGCGACAAGUCCGGAGUCUUCCCUUCUAACUAUGUGAGGCUUAAAGAUGCAGAGGGCGCUGGAACUGCUGGGAAAGCAGGGAGUUUAGGAAAAAAGCCUGAAAUAGCCCAGGUCAUUGCCUCCUACACGGCCACGGGUCCUGAGCAGCUCACCCUGGCCCCGGGCCAGCUGAUUCUGAUCCGAAAAAAGAACCCAGGUGGAUGGUGGGAAGGAGAGCUGCAGGCUCGUGGGAAAAAGCGCCAGAUAGGCUGGUUUCCUGCGAAUUAUGUAAAACUUUUAAGCCCUGGGACAAGCAAGGUCACGCCCACGGAGCCGCCCAAGCCCCCGGCACUCCAGGCAGUGUGCCAGGUGAUCGGGAUGUACGACUACACCGCGCAGAACGACGACGAGCUGGCCUUCAGCAAGGGCCAGAUCAUCAAUGUGCUCAGCAAGGAGGACCCCGACUGGUGGAAGGGCGAGGUCGGCGGGCACGUGGGGCUCUUCCCGUCCAACUACGUGAAGCUGACCACGGACACGGACCCGAGCCAGCAAUGGUGCUCCGACCUCCACCUCCUGGAUAUGCUGACCCCCACGGAGAGGAAGCGGCAGGGAUACAUCCACGAGCUCAUCGUCACGGAGGAGAAUUACGUGAACGACCUGCAGCUGGUCACCGAGAUCUUUCAGAAACCCCUGAUGGAGGCUGAGCUGCUCACAGAGAAAGAGGGCGCUAUGACUUUUGUUAACUGGAAGGAGCUGAUUAUGUGUAACAUCAAGCUGCUGAAAGCGCUGAGAGUUCGCAAGAAGAUGUCGGGGGAGAGGAUGCCGGUGAAGAUGAUCGGGGACAUCCUGACGGCCCAGCUGCCGCACAUGCAGCCCUACAUCCGCUUCUGCAGCUGCCAGCUCAACGGGGCGGCCCUCAUCCAGCAGAAGACGGACGAGGCCCCCGACUUCAAGGACUUCGUCAAGUGCAGGCUCGGUGCCGCUACCCCUCCCACCCCAAGUGUAAGUAAUGUGGCAGCCCCGUCCCCCGUCCCCCAAGGGGCCCUGCCAGCAGGGAGUGGCCGCACCCGCAUGCCCUCCCCCAUGGCGCCUCUGCCGUCCCUGCCCUCAGGACAGCGAACCUUGGGCGCCCGCCCCGGCCCCAACGCUGUGCUCCGGUCUCCCCUGCAGAUCCUGGAGAACACGCCCGAGAACCACCCCGACCACAGCCACCUGAGGCUCGCCCUGGAGAAGGCGGAGGAGCUGUGCUCCCAGGUGAACGAGGGGGUGCGGGAGAAGGAGAACUCCGACCGGCUGGAGUGGAUCCAAGCCCACGUGCAGUGCGAAGGCCUGUCCGAGCAACUUGUGUUCAACUCGGUGACCAACUGCUUGGGGCCACGCAAGUUCCUGCACAGCGGGAAGCUCUACAAGGCCAAGAGCAACAAGGAGCUGUACGGCUUCCUCUUCAACGACUUCCUGCUGCUCACGCAGAUCGUGAAGCCGCUGGGCUCCUCGGGCACCGACAAGGUCUUCAGCCCCAAGUCCAACCUGCAGUACAAGAUGUACAAAACCCCCAUUUUCCUAAAUGAGGUUCUAGUAAAAUUACCCACCGACCCGUCUGGGGAUGAGCCCAUCUUCCACAUCUCCCACAUCGACCGCGUCUACACCCUCCGAGCAGAGAGCAUCAACGAGAGGACGGCCUGGGUGCAGAAAAUCAAAGCGGCUUCCGAGCUCUACAUAGAGACGGAGAAGAAGAAGCGGGAGAAGGCGUACCUGGUCCGUUCGCAGAGGGCGACGGGGAUCGGGAGGCUGAUGGUGAACGUGGUGGAGGGCAUCGAGCUGAAGCCCUGCCGGUCCCACGGGAAGAGCAACCCGUACUGCGAGGUGACCAUGGGCUCCCAGUGCCACAUCACCAAGACCAUGCAGGACACCCUGAACCCCAAGUGGAACUCCACCUGCCAGUUCUUCAUCCGGGACCUGGAGCAGGAGGUGCUCUGCAUCACCGUGUUCGAGAGGGACCAGUUCUCCCCGGACGAUUUCCUGGGUCGGACGGAGAUCCGCGUGGCCGACAUCAAGAGGGACCAGGGUUCCAAGGGCCCGGUGACCAAGUGUCUCCUGCUGCACGAAGUGCCCACGGGGGAGAUUGUGGUCCGCCUGGACCUCCAGCUCUUCGACGAGCCCUAGGGAGCGGCCAGGCUGUGCCAGGGUCCAGCCGGCAGCCGAUGCCACCGGGACGGUGCUGCUCUCCUAAGACCAGCGUGCGGGGCAGCCACAGGCCAGGGGACCGCGAAGAAAGGCCCUUAGUGACGUAGGAGUAAUUCUCGACAAUCCUCUCUCCCAAACAACCCCCCAUUUUAUGGACCAAAACUCUGUUUCCCUCUGUCCUCACUGCAGGCCUCAGCGCGACGUGGAGGGGCCUGGGAACCCCGCUGCCCGCCGGCUGGGGGCGCCUGCGCCGGGAGUCACCGGCAGUGUCUGCAGUUUUGGGGAACUCACGUCCCCUCCUGUCUCUUCCCUCUGCCAGCCCGGGACCCUGGUUGUUUAGAAAAAGUUAUGAUGGCCCGGCCACUGUCUAGAACCUCAUUCCCCUCUGUGGUCCUGGCUCCGACCGGGGAGCCGGGGAGAAGGCCUCCUGCCAUCAUCCCAGCGGGCGGGUGGGGAGCCUCCUGGCCCCUCCAGGUCUUGUACGGAUCGUCGGCGAACAUGCUCCCUGGCUGCGCUCGGUGAUUCGGUUCUGACUCCCAGCAGACGUGGGAGAUGGGGGAGGAAGCCUGUUACCUACGGCUACGCCCUGGGAUGUGUGGCUGCAGCCGUGGAAAGGCUGCCUGACGCACCAUGGCGUCCUGGUCACUGGCCCAGGUGGCGGCUCUCGGCUGGGGGCCCGGAAUUCACUGGCAGUGUCUGCAGUUUUGGGGAACUCACGUCCCCGCCUGUCUCUUCCCUCUGCCAGCCCGGGACCCUGGUUGUUUAGAAAAAGUUAUGAUGGCCCGGCCACUGUCUAGAACCUCAUUCCCCUCUGUGGUCCUGGCUCCGACCGGGGAGCCGGGGAGAAGGCCUCCUGCCAUCAUCCCAGCGGGCGGGUGGGGAGCCUCCUGGCCCCUCCAGGUCUUGUA